Messenger RNA from Scophthalmus maximus (turbot), 2984 nucleotides. Its product is annotated as transcription initiation factor TFIID subunit 4-like. Gene Ontology annotation, biological process: transcription initiation at RNA polymerase II promoter; DNA-templated transcription. The transcript is spliced from 15 exons. Gene Ontology annotation, cellular component: transcription factor TFIID complex. NCBI's taxonomy places the organism in Eukaryota, Metazoa, Chordata, Actinopteri, Pleuronectiformes, Scophthalmidae. Bases 348 to 2624 code for a protein of 758 amino acids. The record is from RefSeq and is a predicted model, not a curated record. Gene Ontology annotation, molecular function: protein heterodimerization activity; RNA polymerase II general transcription initiation factor activity; DNA binding.
GACGUCUUCUCCUCGUGGCUGCGGUGGACGGUUCCUUUACGAUCGGUUUAGCAGGAAAACCACUUCAUGUGGGUAAAGCAACGCAGCAGUCUGUCGAUGUGGACAUUGUUUAAAAGUGACGUCAAACUAGACCCGAAUGCUAAUAUGCUAAAUGGAAGUUAUUACAGCUGCAAACAAGCAACAAUAAAUGAACCUGAAGCGUCACCUGUACAUUUACCUGUAACUUCAACUGAAGCUAUACAUGUCUUCACCUGUAGCUCCACGUGUAGCUUCACCUGUAGCUUAGUCUUCUUUCACCGACAUUGAUGUGAACUUGGGUGAUAAAGAGCAGGAGUUAAGAACAAUUAAUGGCCACCUUCAAGCUGGAGUCCUGUGGGGCAGCAGGGGAAGGAAAUGCCUCCAUUAAAGUCCACACAUUACACGUACCAGCUCAAGGUGGACCCAUCGCUGCUGUACAGCACCCACCAACUGCUGCAUCUGUCUCAAGUAGUGUUUCUGCCUGUGGCCCAUCUAAAGUCAUCGCCACUGGCCAGGGCCGCCAACCUACAUCCUCUACAUUGGUGGUAGCUAAGGUAGCCACCCCAGGAGGAAUGAGUGCUAAUGGCCAACGACAGGUAACGAAACCAGCUCUGAGCCAGGUGGCCUACAUGAACCAGGCCACAACCACAGGAAGGACAGUGGUAAUAACUGUGCCCAGGACAGCAGCUCCACAGCCAGUCGCUGUGGCCCCUCAAGUGCCACAGACUGCUUCCUCACAUCUCCCUGCCAAUAUCCAGAUACCAUCAGGUAUGGUGUUGAUCCGGAGUGACAGUGGACAACUGAUGCUCAUAUCCCAGCAGGCUUUGGCAAAGGCUCAGCAGGCACCAAGAGUUGCCAGUGGUCAAGCACCGAGAAUUUUGUCGCAUCAGGUGUCUGCAGCAUCUGAAAGUAAAAGUAAUGAGAAGGUGACCGUGAUCAGGAUGGCAGCACCUCCUAGUUUCGUGUCAACACCCAUCCAGAAGACAGCUGUGGUAAAGGUUUUUGGUGUCGCUCCCAAACCAGCUGUGGGUCAAACCCAGAAUACUGCUUCAGCGCAGAAAGGCCAGUCUCGCAAUCAGGCUGCAGACACACAAACCCAGAAGACGCCUCUGACCACAUUCAGUCAGGAGACCCUGGAAAGUGUGAGAAAGUGCAAGAACUUCCUGGUAACUCUGAUAAAGCUGGCCUCCAGUGACACCAGGACUGCCAACAUGGCUAACAAUGUCAGGGGACUGGUCAGGAUUCUGCUGAAAAGUCUUCCUGCAGUCCGUUGCCUCACUGCAGACCCCCAGUUAUUUAUUCUGCAGGCCUCAACUUUUGCUUGCAACCCCAACACCCUGUCUCCUACCAUGAAGCAGUCGAUCAUUGACACAGGACAAAACCUAAACACCAACAAGCAGGUUAUUCAGCCAACUCAAAGAGUGAUUCUGAGACCGGGGUUGACCACAUUAGCCCAGUCCAGAAAUUACAUGUCUAAGAGCAGCAGACCUAACCUAGAGCACACAGUGCUCCAGUCUGGAAAACACUUGACAGAAACUUUUUCAAAGAAGCAGUCUGUCACUCAGUUCAAGGACUCAGGAUCAUACAAAGAUGAUGAUGAUGACAUUAAUGAUGUAGCCUUCAUGGCUGGAGUAAACGUGAGGGAGGAGAAUGCUCAGAUCCUGACCACUGUGGUUGGCUCUGUGGUGCAGUCAUGCCAGGAUCAGGCCUUCCUCUCAUCAAACCCACUACUGAGCCGGAUCCUUCAUACAGGACAGGCACUGGGAGUAAAUGAGGUCAGUCCAGAGGUGGUUGCUCUGGUUUCUCAUGCCACUCAGGAGUGUCUCCGUGGACUUUUGGAGAGGCUCAUUGUGAUUGCAGAACACCGCAAGGCCGCCCUGAAGGACAACCUGUGGUGUUCCAAAGUGAGUGAUGUGCGCUCUCAGCUUCACUUUCUUGAGGAAGUGGAGGCUUUGAACAAGAAGAGGAAAGAUGAAGAGGAAAGAGAGAAACUGCUGUGUUUGGCCAGAGGUCGCUCACACAACGAGGAUCCACAGUUUCAGCAGCUCAAGCAAAGAGUCAAAGAGUUACAACAGAGAGAAAAUGCUCAGCUGCAGCAGAGAGAGGCCAACCAGACAGCCCUUGCUGCCAUCGGGCCUCGCAGGAAGAGACCUGUGGAGCAGACUGAGUAUCAGGACAAGGUGGAGACUAGGAUUUUACAUGACUGCAAAAAGGCAGCAGAAUGUUGUGAGGCAAACCAUCAAGGGACAAGGGACUGUGUCUCUGAUACAGUGGUCUGCAGCACAGGAGCUCCACAGGGAACAGUCUUGGCUCCUUUCCUGUUAACCCUGUACACUGCAGACUUCAUGUACAGCACAGCCACCCGCCAUCUGCAGAAGUUCUCUGACGACUCUGCCAUCGUUGGCUUCAUCACAGAUGACGAUGACAGGGAGUUCAGAGAACUGACUCAGGACUUUGUGGACUGGUGCCAGUGGAACUGCCUCCAGAUCAACGCUGGGAAAACCAAGGAGCUGGUGGUGGAUUUCCACAAGCGCAGUCAGCCCCCCACAACACCAGUGAACAUCCAGGGAAAGGACAUUGAGAGAGUGGACUGGGUGUUCACCUGAACAAUAAACUGGACUAGACAGAAAACAGCAUGGCACUGUACAAGAAGGGCCGGAGCAGACUGUACCUGCUCAGGAAACUUAGGUCCUUUGGAGUGCAGGGGGCGCUCCUGAGGACCUUCUUUGACACUGGUGGCAUCAGCCAUUUGGUCAGACCAGAGUGGUCUGCUGGAACAACAGCAUCUCAACAGCCGACAGGAGGAGACUAGACAGCCUGAUCAGAAAGGCCGGCUCUGUCAUAGGAUGCCCCUUGGACACAGUGCAGGUGGUGGGAGAGAGGAGGAUUAUAGCAAAGCUAUCAUCAGUGAUGGACAACGACUCCCACCCCAUGCAGGUCACUGUUUCUGCACUGAACAGCUCCUU